Molecule: messenger RNA, 2101 nt
Organism: Pteronotus mesoamericanus
Lineage: Eukaryota; Metazoa; Chordata; Mammalia; Chiroptera; Mormoopidae
Gene: DHX58
Product: DExH-box helicase 58
Exons: 12
Coding region: 1-2025 (674 amino acids)
Biological process (GO): negative regulation of RIG-I signaling pathway; antiviral innate immune response; cytoplasmic pattern recognition receptor signaling pathway
Cellular component (GO): cytoplasm
Molecular function (GO): hydrolase activity; double-stranded RNA binding; single-stranded RNA binding
Source: RefSeq, a predicted model, not a curated record
AUGGAGCUACGACCCUACCAGUGGGAGGUGAUCAUGCCUGCCCUGGAGGGCAGGAAUAUCAUCGUGUGGCUGCCCACGGGCGCGGGGAAGACCCGGGCGGCUGCUUACGUGGCCAAAAGGCAUCUCGAGACUGUGGAUGGAGCCAAGGUGGUCGUAUUGGUCAACAGGGUACACCUGGUGACACAGCAUUGUGAGGAGUUCAGGCGCAUGCUGGGUGGGCGUUGGGCCAUUGCAACCCUGAGUGGGGACAUGGGGCCUCGUGCUGGCUUUGGCCAUGUGGCCCAGAAGAAUGACCUGCUCAUCUGCACAGCUGAGCUGCUGCAGCUGGCACUGACCAGCCCUGAGGAGGAGGAGCACGUGGAGCUCACGGCCUUCUCUCUCCUCGUGGUGGAUGAAUGUCACCACACGCAUAAAGACACCGUCUACAACAUUAUCUUGAACCGGUACCUGGAGCAUAAGUUCCAGAGGAGGCAGCCCCUGCCCCAAGUGCUGGGCCUUACAGCCUCCCCAGGCACUGGCAGGGCCACCAAACUCGAUGGAGCCAUCGACCACAUCCUGCAGCUCUGUGCCAACCUGGACACGUGGCGCAUCAUGUCACCCCAGACCUACCUGCCCCAGCUGCAGGAGCACACCCGCCAGCCCUGCAAGCAGUACGACCUCUGCCACAGGCGCAGCCAGGACCCGUUUGGGGAUAUGCUGAAGGAGCUCAUGGAACAGAUACACGACCACCUGGAGAUGCCUGAGUUAAGCCAGGACUUCGGGACUCAGAUGUAUGAGCAACAGGUGGUGGAGCUGAGCCUGGCCGCGGCUGAGGCCGGGCUCAAGGAGCGGCGGGUGUAUGCGCUUCACCUGCGACGCUACAACGACGCGCUCCUCAUCCACGACACGGUCCGCGCUGUGGACGCCAUGGCUGCGCUGCGAGAUUUCUACGACAGGGAACGUGCCACCAAGACUCAGUUCCUGCUUGCUGAGCGCUGGCUGCUGACACUGUUCGAUGACCACAAGAAUAAGCUGGCCCUCCUGGCAACUCAUGGCCCAGAGAACCCCAAGCUGGAGAUGCUGGAGCAGAUCCUGCGGGAGCAGUUUAGGAACCCCAGUGGCCACCGGGGCAUCAUCUUCACCUGCACCCGCCAGAGCGCUCACGCCCUCCUGCUGUGGCUCCAGCAGCAGCCUGGGCUGCAGACAGUGGACAUCAGGGCCAAGAUGCUGAUCGGGGCCGGGCACAGCACCCAGAGCAUCCAUAUGACCCAGAGGGAACAGCAAGAAGUGAUUUGCAAGUUCCGGGAUGGCACCCUGAACCUCCUGGUGGCCACGAGUGUGGCGGAAGAGGGACUGGACAUCCCCCAGUGCAAUGUGAUUGUGCGCUACGGGCUCCUGACUAAUGAGAUCUCCAUGGUCCAGGCAAGGGGUCGUGCUCGGGCUGAUAAGAGCGUGUACUCAUUCGUGGCAACCCAGGGCAGUCGGGAACUGCGGCGGGAGCAGACCAAUGAGGCACUAGAAGCUCUGAUGGAACGGGCAGUGGCUGCUGUGCAGAAGAUGGACCCAGCUGAGUACGAGGCCAAGAUCCGGGACCUGCAGAGGGCGGCCCUGGUCAAGCGGGCAGCCCAGGCAGCGCAGCAGGACAGCCGGCGGCGGCAGUUCCUGGCAGAGCACAUCAAGAUCCUCUGCAUCAACUGCACGGUGGCCGUGGGCUACGGAAGUGACCUGCGGAAGGUGGAGGGUGCCCACCACGUCAACGUGAACCCCAACUUCUCGAUCUACUACAACGUCUCCAACAAGCCUGUGGCCAUAGACAGAGUCUUCAGGGACUGGGUGCCCGGGGGUGCCAUCAGCUGCAGGAACUGCGGGGAACCCUGGGGUCUGCAGAUGAUCUACAAGUCGGUGACGCUGCCCGUGCUCAAAGUCUGCAGCAUGCUUCUGGAUACGCCGCGGGGGCGGGUCCAGGUCAAGAAGUGGUCUCGUGUGCCCUUCCCUGUGCCUGACUUCGACUUGGUGGAGCACCUGUCAGACCUGUCCCUGAACUGACCGUCUUGUCACUGCAGUAUCCAGUUCAGGCUGUAGGGGGCAGGAGAGUCCGCAGCAGCCACCGGCUUUCCCUGAG